AAAUAUCGAAACAAAAACCCUAACCCUCUGUUCUCCAUAGCCACAGACGGAGCGCAGAGCAGCCAGAGAGGGAGAGAGGAAGAGGGUCGCAGAGAAAAUGGUGACCUACAAAUUUCAUCAGUACCAGGUGGUGGGCAGAGCUCUGCCAACAGAGAACGAUGAGCACCCAAAGAUCUACCGCAUGAAGCUUUGGGCAACCAAUGAGGUUCGUGCCAAAUCCAAGUUCUGGUACUACUUGAGAAAGUUGAAGAAGGUGAAGAAGAGUAAUGGGCAGAUGCUGGCUAUUAAUGAGAUCUUUGAGAAGAAUCCAACUAAGAUCAAGAACUACGGUAUAUGGCUGCGUUAUCAGAGUAGAACUGGGUACCACAACAUGUACAAGGAGUACCGGGAUACCACUUUGAAUGGAGCUGUGGAACAGAUGUACACUGAGAUGGCUUCACGUCACAGGGUCCGACAUCACUGCAUCCAAAUCAUCAAGACAGCCACUAUUCCAGCUAAGCUGUGUAAGAGGGAGAGCACCAAGCAGUUCCAUGACUCCAAAAUCAAGUUCCCAUUGGUGUUCAAGAAAGUCAGACCACCUAGUAGGAAACUCAAGACAACAUACAAGGCUACCAGACCCAACUUGUUCAUGUAACAUGUUAGGUCAUAAGUCAAUUGAGAAGCAACUAAAUUUAUGCAAAUUUUGUUGCACUAGUUGGCCAGUUUGGCAUUCAACAAAACCUUUGUGUCUUUUCCUUUUAUUAUAAUUCUAGCCUUCUAGUUAUCAGACAGUCUCUUACUUCUGAGUCCUAAAAAUUGUUUGCUUCGACAGUUUCAGUUAGAGUUCUAUGUGUUCUCUCAAGGUUGGUUUUGUCAUUUUGUUGUCAUGAUUUUGUUAUAGUAUUAUGAUGAUGUCAUCAACUUGAUGCAUAGAGUUGGUUAGUAUGCCACCACUUUCCUGAUGAACAGAUUGUGGUAUCGGUAAAGCUGAUGCCAACAGUAGUAUCAUAGUAAGCAGGAAAAGAUCUAAUGUGACCAUUAUCAUGGAAUAAACAAAAGAUUCUGUAUCAGUGAAGUUGAAGCCAUUGUUUUUC
Molecule: messenger RNA, 1073 nt
Organism: Nicotiana tabacum (common tobacco)
Lineage: Eukaryota; Viridiplantae; Streptophyta; Magnoliopsida; Solanales; Solanaceae
Product: large ribosomal subunit protein eL20-like
Biological process (GO): translation
Cellular component (GO): ribosome
Molecular function (GO): structural constituent of ribosome
Source: RefSeq, a predicted model, not a curated record